Acipenser ruthenus (sterlet) is the source of this 2459-nucleotide messenger RNA. RefSeq names its product exocyst complex component 7. Gene Ontology annotation, biological process: exocytosis. The record is from RefSeq and is a predicted model, not a curated record. Gene Ontology annotation, cellular component: exocyst. The transcript has 21 exons. NCBI's taxonomy places the organism in Eukaryota, Metazoa, Chordata, Actinopteri, Acipenseriformes, Acipenseridae. Bases 167 to 2329 code for a protein of 720 amino acids. Gene Ontology annotation, molecular function: phosphatidylinositol-4,5-bisphosphate binding.
GGUUGUCAUUGCCAAUAGGAAUUGGAUGGAGGAAGUGAAGCCGUUGACAGUCAGGAAGCAGAAUUCCCGUUGUUGUGGGGAGUGCUGGCUGCUAUGUAGGUUUAAAAUAAUAAUAAGAAAAAGAGAAUCGAGUUGAAAUAGAUCACUAGCCGAACCAUUCGGCAAAAUGAUUCCUACGCAAGAUGCAUCAGCGAGGAAAAAGGAAAUCGACGAGAAACUCAAACAGGAACAGGACACUCUCUCUUUUAUUCUAGAGAACUUGGAGAAAAGCGACCAGUUAACAAAGGGCAUGGUUUCCAUCCUCUCCUCCUUUGAAAGCAGAUUAAUGCAGCUGGAGAACUCUAUCAUCCCGGUCCACAAGCAGACAGAGAACCUGCAGCGGCUGCAGGACAAUGUGGACAAGACCCUGUCCUGCAUGGACCACGUCAUCAGCUACUACCACGUGGCCAAGGACACUGAUAAAAUCAUCAAGGAGGGUCCCUCAGGGCGGCUAGAUGAAUACUUGGCUUGUAUUGCUAAAAUCCAGAAGGCAGUGGAGUACUUCCAGGACAACAACCCUGACAGUCCAGAGCUCAACACAGUGAAAGUCCGGUUUGAGAAGGGCAAGGAGCUGCUGGAGGCGGAGUUCCAUAGCCUGCUGACCCGCUACAGCAAGCCGGUGCCGCCCAUUCUGAUCCUGGACCUGAUUGGGGCGGACGACGAGCUGGACACCCAGGAGGAGGUCACCCUGGAUCACCUUCCAGAGACGGUCCUGCAGGACAUCAUCUGCAUCUCGGGCUGGCUGGUGGAGUACGGCCGCAACCAGGAUUUCAUGAACGUGUACUUCCAGAUCCGCUCCAGUCAGUUGGACCGCUCAGUGAAGAGCCUCAAGGAGCAUUUCCGCAAGAGCAGCUCUUCCUCGGGGGUGCUGUACUCCCCGGCCAUGCAGAACAAGCGUAAAGACACGCCCACCAAGAAACCACCCAAGAGACCAGGCACAAUCCGUAAGGCUCAGAACCUCCUGAAACAGUACUCUCAGCAUGGGCUGGAUGGGAAAAAGGGGGGCUCUAACCUCACGCCUAUGGAAGGUCACGAUCACGACCUGAGGGUUAAACACCUCUCCGACGCCCUGAAUGAGAGGCACGGGGCUGCUGCGGGUAAGGAUGACGUGCUGGAUAUCGAGAUUGACUCCUACAUCCACUGUAUCAGUGCCUUUGUGAAGCUGGCGCAGAGUGAGUACCAGCUGCUCACUGACAUCAUCCCCGAGCACCACCAGAAGAAGACCUUCGACUCGCUCAUCCAGGAGGCCCUGGACAAUCUGAUGCUGGAAGGAGACAACAUUGUGUCGGCAGCCCGUCGAGCCAUCAUGCGGCAUGACUACUCUGCUGUGCUCACCAUAUUCCCCAUCCUCAAGCACCUGAAGCAGACCAAGCCUGAGUUCGACCAGGUCCUGCAGGGCACAGCUGCCAGCACAAAGAACAAGCUGCCCUCCCUGAUAACAUCCAUGGAAACCAUAGGAGCCAAAGCACUGGAGGAAUUUGCUGACAGCAUCAAGAAUGAUCCAGACAAAGAGUACAACAUGCCCAAGGAUGGGACAGUUCAUGAACUGACUAGCAAUGCUAUCCUGUUCCUCCAGCAGUUGUUGGAUUUCCAGGAGACGGCUGGGGCAAUGCUGGCAUCACAAGUUCUUGGGGACACUUACAAUAUUCCCUUAGACCCCCGAGAAACAAGUUCAUCAGCAAGCAGCUACAGCUCUGAGUUCAGUAGGAGGCUCCUCAGUACAUACAUCUGCAAAGUCCUGGGCAACUUGCAGCUGAACCUGUUGAGCAAAUCCAAAGUGUAUGAAGACACCGCACUGAGUGCCAUCUUCCUGCACAACAACUACAACUACACCCUCAAGUCUCUAGAGAAGUCUGAACUGAUCCAGCUGGUGUCUGUGACCCAAAGGAAGGCAGAGACCCAGUACAGGGAGCUGAUUGAGCAGCAGAUCCAAUCCUAUCAGCGCAGCUGGCUAAAGGUGACAGAAUAUAUUACAGAUCGAAACAUGCCUGCCUUCCAACCUGGGGCCAAGUUAAAAGAUAAGGAACGACAGAUGAUUAAAGACAAAUUUAAGGGUUUUAACGAUGGUUUGGAGGAGCUGUGUAAAAUCCAGAAGGUGUGGGCCAUCCCUGAUAAAGACCAGAGAGAUGCCAUCCGCCAGGCGCAGAAGAGGAUGAUAACGCAGGCGUACAGGGCCUUUCUGCAGAGAUAUACCAACAUCUCAUUUACUAAGAACCCAGAAAAGUAUCACAAAUACAGACCAGAGCAAGUGGAAGAAAUGAUUGAGAGACUGUUUGAUACAUCAGCAUAAGCCCCAGCCUGCGACUGAUCGACUGCCCUGCUCGGCCUGGCCCACACUGCCUCCGCCUCGCUUAAGAGACGCUCAGGAUUUACUUUUGUAAAUUAAUUAUUGUUAAACAUUAAACAAAUAUAUUGCACAA